CAGCAUCCUCAUGGAUUCUAGUCAGGUUUGUAAUCCAGAACGGGAACUCCCAGUAUCACUCUUAAAAGAGAUUUAUUGGUGAACUUGUGCUCUUAAUUGUAGCUUGAUUUUCCUUUUUUCAUCUGUCAAAAGUCUAAUAACACAUUGGUCAUUUCUAUGCUCCCUAAUAAAAUACCUGAUAAAAAAGAUGAAAUUGACAACUAUCAAUGCUGCUUGUUAUAGGCAACAUUUUUUUAGGGGAGAGGUUGAAAUUAAUCACGUCUUUGUUAUCUUUUGGGGGGGCUUGUCAUGACCCUCCACUUGUAUUUUAUUUAUUUCUCAUUUUGUUUUUAAAAAUUUUCAAAAAUCUCACUUCUUUGGUAAGUACAAUUGAGUAGAACUUUUAUGGGGCAAAAUUAAAUUACUUUUUAGUGACCUUACAAAGGAAAAAACCAAACUAUUCUUUCUCAUGAGGUUUUUUUCCCUAUGAUUAAUUGUUAACCCAUUAUGACUCUUGCAUAGCUAAAAGAAUUCUAAAUAUGUAAAACUAACAUUUGACUUAGUUAAGAUCUGAGUUUCAUUAAUACGUAACUAUUUUAUCUAAGGUAGGCUACUAGAUGAAAGCAAAAAGUCACUGUUUUCUUUUUUAUAUCAGAAAAUAAAAUUAUUUAUAAAAUCCAAAAAAUUAGCAGUCUAAUCAAUACUCUGUCUUCAAAGUACAGUUUACCUUUGCAUUUUCUCUAGCUUUCGAAAAUUCACUUUAAACCCUUAACACUUAAUAUUUGCUUCAAAAAAUAGUUCUGCUUUAUGAACAUUUUCUUUUAAUGUUCUCCCAUAAAACAUGAAGCAUUUCUAUGUUAUCUUUGAAAAGAGUUGGCACCAGUUCCUUAAGGCAGAGCUGUUUUAAGAAUUGAGGGCUUUUUGUAAAAUUACCAAGUUAAGAGUUAGGAAUUAAACACAAACAGAAAACCAUGCUAAAGGAUCACAGAUACCAAAGCAGCUUUCAUUCCUUUAUAAGGUCACUUUAGGUUAUGUUUAUUUAUUAUGUCGUGUCUGUUGGCACAACUGGAUCCAGGAGUUCACAUGCCUGAGUCCAGAGGGCUGUAGCAGAGUGUCCUUGACCCCACCCCACCCAUAGAAGGGCUCGCUCCUAAUUGGUCCCUGUCAGCGGGCAGUGAUAGGAGUGUAGGGAGAGCCCCAACCCCGGUCUGUGUCUCUCUGGAUACCAUACAUUGAUUCCUUAAACACUGAGUUCUUAGUGGAGCACACAUAUACAGUGUAAAUUGAAAGGAUCUGGGGAAUUAGAUCCCAUUUUGAGUGUACAGAAAAAUCCUGAUUCCUAGCAAUUUGGUAUUAGCUGGAUGCUCCAAUUAUUUUUCUGAUCAUUUUUCUCAAUAAAUUGUUGGAUCCUUUCACCUUUAUCUUUAAGCAUGCCUCGAUCCUCCUUAAGUAGUGUUGCCUGCCUUCUGUUUCCUUUCCGAAGUUUAAGGUUGUUCUGAAUAAGGCUUUUUUUUGCGAGUUGGAAUUUUCUGCCCUAGUUACUUUCAGUUUCCCCCAUUAGGUUCUACAUAAUGGUCUCUAGGAAAUUAUCUUAAGUGGAUUAGACUAUCAAAGAGCUCAAAGUAUUCAUGUUGGAAAAUUUCUGUCAGUGUUCCUUUGUGGAAGAGAAGUCUGUACAUGACUGAAUUUAGGGAACAACCCAUCUUCAGCACUCGAGCUCAUGUCUUCCAGAUUGACCCAAACACAAAGAAGAACUGGGUACCCACCAGCAAGCACGCAGUUACUGUGUCUUAUUUCUAUGACAGCACAAGAAACGUGUAUAGGAUAAUCAGUUUAGACGGCUCAAAGGCAAUAAUUAACAGCACCAUCACCCCAAACAUGACAUUUACUAAAACAUCUCAGAAGUUUGGCCAGUGGGCCGAUAGCCGGGCAAAUACUGUUUAUGGACUGGGGUUCUCCUCUGAGCAUCAUCUUUCAAAAUUUGCAGAAAAAUUUCAGGAAUUUAAAGAAGCUGCUCGACUAGCCAAGGAGAAAUCCCAAGAAAAGAUGGAACUUACCAGUACCCCUUCACAGGAAUCAGCAGGCGGGGAUCUUCAGUCUCCUUUAACGCCAGAAAGUAUCAAUGGGACAGAUGAUGAAAGAACACCUGAUGUGACUCAGAAUUCAGAGCCAAGGCCUGAACCAACUCAGAAUGCAUUGCCAUUUUCACAUAGUUCAGCAAUCAGCAAACAUUGGGAGGCUGAACUGGCUACCCUCAAAGGAAAUAAUGCCAAACUCACCGCAGCCCUGUUGGAGUCCACUGCCAAUGUGAAACAAUGGAAACAGCAACUUGCUGCAUAUCAAGAGGAAGCAGAACGUCUGCACAAGCGGGUGACUGAGCUUGAAUGUGUUAGUAGCCAAGCAAAUGCAGUGCAUAGCCACAAGACAGAAUUAAAUCAGACAAUACAAGAACUGGAAGAGACGCUGAAAGUGAAGGAAGAGGAAAUAGAAAGACUAAAACAAGAAAUUGAUAAUGCCAGAGAACUACAAGAGCAGAGGGACUCUUUGACUCAGAAACUACAGGAAGUAGAAAUUCGGAACAAAGACCUGGAGGGACAACUGUCUGACUUAGAGCAACGUCUGGAGAAAAGUCAGAAUGAGCAAGAAGCUUUUCGCAAUAACCUGAAGACACUGUUAGAAAUUCUUGAUGGAAAAAUCUUUGAACUAACGGAGUUACGAGAUAACUUGGCCAAGCUACUAGAACGCAGCUAAGGAAAGUUAAAUUCCAGUGCCAAUUGAUUAAAAAAUAUACUGUCUCUCUUCAUAGGACUGUUUGGGCCCUGCAUCAAGAUUGCACAAAAAAAAAUUUGAAUAUCACUCCUCCAGGAGGAGGAUCUUUUGAAAAUUGAAAUUGUAUAUUUCAGUGUAAAUUUUAGAAUUCAGCUUGUAGCUAGUUGGGGAAAAAAAAGAGAUGAAAAACUUGAACUACAAAUUACCUCCAUGUAUAUUAUUGGCCAUAGUUAACUAGAAGGUUAUAAAUAGAUACUUAAUGCAAUCUUUUUUUUUUUUUUCUGAUAUUAGCCAAUGGGAGAGUUAACAGUGUCUGGGUCACAUCCCCUUUUUUGUGUUCAACACAGUGAAGGUUAUCUGCUUUUUAAAUUAAUUUAUUUCUGAUAUCUAAAGCUGUGUUUUGUGCAAAAACUUAGUGAGGAAAGCCCUGUCUUUUGUUGUAAUCUGAAUAAUUUCUCAGGAUAUUUUUGCACUGCUGAAAAGCAGUGCCAUUACCAAUUAAUUCUUGCCAGGAGUGAGAGAGAGCUGCAUCUUUAAUUGAAACAUACUUAGUAUUACUGGGUGUAUAGAGUUCUUCCCUUUUUUUGUACUGGAAGAUAUUUCACUCUGGUGACACUCUGGUACACUCUGGGGUUCUCGAAUCUUGUCUGCUGUAUAGUUUACUUUUCCAUAUUGAUUCCAUGUAUUUAUGAGAAGAUACUGUCUCCCAUUUUAUUACACAUUUUAAAGCCAACUAAUGAAGGCAGCUGAGUCCCUCCAAAAUUUUUCUUUUUAAAUUUCUAAUGAAUUUGUCACACCGUACUGAAAUACAGCAGCCCGUCACUGAUGGGCUGAUCUAGCAAUGUUAAGUAUAUUUACAGAAUAUGCAGUUACCUUUAUUUAUAUAUUUUGCAAGAAAUCUUUUCUGAAUGAUAAAUGCAUUUCAAUUUACAAAUAAUAAUGGUUAUUGGGGAACUGUUUAUUAUCGAUCAUUUUAAGGUGUAUAGCUAUUUUAAAGGGGACCCGUUUCCAUCAAGCAGCCGAUCAGAGGACUCUUGGGACUGGAGCCGUGUACUCUGUCUGGGUCUUCACAUCAACCACGUCUAGUCAAACCUCACAAGGCAAUAUUCUGAACUGUUAACUAGGCAUUUCAAAACAGGAAUGCAGUUCAGUGGGCUCUUCUCAGUGAACAGGUUUUAAUGUUGUUUUGAUGUGAUUUUACAGGACUUUUAGCAAACAUGCAUUUCUUUAUCUCUUUCUUUUAAGGAGCUAUUUAAAAGUAAGUCAAGUGCUGUCUAGUCUGCUUAUGGAGUAGGAAUUGCAUCAGAGUCCAUAUAUUCUUGCUGUGCAAUGCCUGUGAUGUCGAGGAGGGUUCUUUUUUAAAGUGUAUGCUUGAGUAUCUGACUCCGUGGAGUCAAAAAUGCACUGACUUUUUGUUUGUACCCCAAAACAAUUGAAUUGUUACGUACAAAAUUAAGCUGAUUAAUCAAUUUGUAACCAUUUUUUCACUCACAGCUAUUCAACACUAGACAAUUUUGUUUUAUAUAUGUACAUGUAUGUAUGUAGAUACAUACAUAUUAAUUUAUAUUAGAGUGAAAAAUAAAUGGUUUGUUUCUAAAGUUAGUUUCUAAAGUGAGUUUUCAGGUGUCCUGAAAAGUUUAUAUCAGACACUUAAUCAUCAUGUAUUAUAUGUGUUAUAAUAUCAUGUAAGUUACCUCCAUCUAUUUUAGGGUAUUUUCCUCACCUAUUUAUUAUAGGGAGGAUAAUUUAGGUACACAAGCUCAGAGCUGAGAUAUUUCUCUGAUAAAUCAGGUAAUAAAAUUUAUGUGAUUGAUGGAAUUUUGAAGCAGAUGUGAUUUUAUCCAUCAGUUUCUGAGAAACAGCACCAGAUUUUAAUUUAAAGAGAGGAUUUAACACUAGGGAUCAGGGAAUUUAGUCAUGAAGAAUUAAAAAUUAAAAAAAAAAAAAACAGUGUAAGCUGUUGAAAUGGUAAGUGAAUUAUUUUAAUGAUGUAAUAAGAUAUUUUUAAAUUUUGACAUAGUUGUCAUUUAAUGGGGAAAUAACUCACCAAAAUGUCUCCACUUGAAUUGUAUUGCUAUAUGAGACGUGUGUAAUUCAAUAUAUACAUAUACUCAUAUGUAUAUACAGAAAAUUAUUUUUAAUAUUUUCCUACUGAUAUGAAAUUUAAAAUUGGAAAUUUUGUGAGUUUUUUCCUUGUCCAAUAGAGUCUAAUUUUUUUCCUUUUUUUAGUGACUCAACAAUUUCUAGAGGGCUGCACCUUUAAAUUCCCAGAUUGUCAUUAGAUGUGUACAGUGUAUGGGAUAAGGUGGACACAAGUGCACAUAUGAAAUAAAAUCUUAUUAAGACUAUUUUAAACAUUCAUUUAUAGUAGGAGAAUGUCUAGAAAACAUCAUCUACAAGUCAUAAUUAGGUCGUGUGCCUACUAUACUUUUCUCCAUUUCUGUAUUAUAUAAAUAAAAGUUUGCAUAUUAAAAUUUGAUUUUUCCCAGAGACAAGUAUUAUAUAAUGUAUCUAUAUUUAGAUCAAACUGUGGUAAUCUAUUUAUCAGAAAAAAACUGGGGGGACUAUAGCCUGAACAUGUGGACUUGAAGUGACACAGAAAAGGAGAGCAGAGAUUGAUCCCAUUGUGUGUAAGUUAUCAUAUGAUCGCUAUGGCUUCUUGUACAAAAACAAAAACAGAAAAAAAAAACCUGAAAAAAAGAAAAACAAAAAUACAGUUUUUAUUUUGAAAUACAUUUGUUGUUCUCUGGAGAAUGUACUUUAUCCUUUUUUCUUCAGUCUUUUACAGAUACUUUUUUCUUUAAGUAUUUCAGUGAUGGCAGCAUUUACUUCCAUUUUACAGGUGCUACUGGAUUUUGCAUUAGUGUGUUAUGUUGUGAAAUCCUGACGUUGACAUAAAAGGUUUUAUAAGUAUUUCCCUGCCUGGAAAAUUAGUUUUGUUUCUUCUCUCCCUCCCUCCCUCUGUCUCUUUCUCUCUCUCUCUUUCUCCCCCUUUCUUGCUGCAGAUUUAAAAAAAAAAAAAAAAAAAAGUCCAUGAACCUGCAUCCCUCCUUGUCCCUUUAGAAGAACGUUAGCACCACCAGAUUUUAAUGUUUUGCUCUCGUCGAACAUGCUGAGUGGGGAAGCGCUGAGAGAAAUAACGUACACCUUUUUUUUCAAGUGGAACUAAAAGAGACACGCAAAAUUAAACUCGCACAGCCUUUUAAAACUCAUUUCUUUGCCCUGUUAAAACUACAUGUAUUCUUUCACAUUUGUGUUCAGUCUUCCAUGUUUUCAUGUAACUCUGGAGUGUGCAGCUCAGCUACUCUUCCAUCACAGACCUGAUUCUCUGUCAGUUCUGAAAUGGGAGGCAGGCUGGGGGACAUGUGUUGGGUGCCAGUGACUUGUUUGUUUUUUUUUAAGAAAUCCUUUUCUUUAUUUGAUAUCCAAUGAGGAUACAUACCAUCCUGAUAUUCUGUGCAUGAAGUCAUGAAGUAGUUUUCGCUGAAUUUUUUUUUCUGGAUAUUUAGUACGCUGUUUUCAUUCAUGAAGUCAAUUAAUUUCUAUAAAUCUGAAAGAGGAAAAUGUUCAGGUAAGAAGUAGUUAAGAAUGACACAUUUUUAAAAAUCUCUCAAGUGGGAUGCUACGCCAUAGUAAUAAGUAUUUGUUGAAAAGACAAUUUUCAUGUGAGAAGGUGUUUUUAAAAUGACUAGAAAAGGAUUAUUUUAGCAUGGAAACAGAUGCAUCAUUCACUUUAUUCUAAAUUUUUUACUAAUGUUUAUGUUAAAUUGGACUCAAUUUUUUUUUUUUUUUUUAGGGCUGCACCCGAGGCAUGUGGAGCUUCCCAGGCUAGGGGUCUAAUGGGAGCUGAAGCUGCCAGCCUAUGCCACAGCCACAGCAACGCCAGAUCUGAGCCGAGUCUAUGACCUACACCACAGCUGACAGCAAUGCCUUAACCCACUGAGCGAGGUCAGGGAUUGAACCUGUGUCCUCAUGGAUGCUAGUUGGAUUUGUUUCCUCUGAGCCAUGAUGUGAACUCCUGGACCUUAAAUUUCUAGGGCAGUUUUUCUAUAUGGGAAGCUGAUGUAUAGGUGUCACAUAUAGAAGCAUAGUUAAUGAAUUAAAGAAAUGAAUGUUUUUGGAGUUCCCAUUGUGGCUCAGUGGUAACGAACCCAGCUAAUAUCCAUGAGGAUGCGGGUUUGAUCCCUGGCCUUGCUCAAUGGGUUAAGGAUCCAGCAUUGCUGUGACCUUUGGUGUAGGUCAUAGACAUGGCUUGGAUCCUGUGUUGCUGUUGCUAUGGCUGUGGUGUAGGCCGGCAGCUGCAGCUCCGAUUUGAUCCCUAGCCUGGGAACUUCCAUAUGCCAAGCGUGUGGCCCUAAAGAAGAAAAAAAAAAGUUUUUCUCUUUUGUCUAUAUAUUACCUGGUAAAAUCACUAAAAAUAGCUGACAGCUGACAGUUUUAUCCAAGGAAAAACUCAAACUCAGUCAGCACUACACUUGCCUAGUGAUUUCUGCUUAGUGUACUAGAUAAAAAAGAACUGAGUUAUUUUUACCAAAAACAGGUGACCCAGGAAGAGAAAUUGCAUCUAGCCUAGACUAGGGGAAAGGACACAAGCUCCCAAUAGAUUUAUAGUCAAUGCUUUAGUCUCUUUAAGUCCCCUUCUGUCUUUGGGGUUUUUGUUUGUUUGUUUGUUUGUCUUUUGUGUGUUUAGGGCCACGUCUGCAGCAUAUGGAGGUUCCCAGUGUAGGGGUCGAAUCAGAGCUGUUGCUGCCGUCCUAUACCACAGCCACAGCAACUCGGGAUCCAAGAGCCACAUCUGUGACCUACACCACAGCUCAUGGCAACACCAGAUCCUUAACCCACUGGGCUCACCCAAUGCCGGAUCCUUAACCCAGGAAUCGAACCCGCAACCUCAUGGUUCCUAGUCGGAUUCGUUUCUGCUGUGCCAUGAUGGGAACUCCCUCCUUCUAUCUUUUGGAUGAAAGGACACGUUCCAGAGGAUACCAGGAGUGUAUGUGGGUGAGGAGAGGAUAUUUUUUGUAAAAACAGAGCCAGCAAAGAGAGUAGGAGCGCAGUGACGUCAGUUUUUAGGACACAUCAGGACAGCCAGAGACACAAAGUGCUCUUCCCUUCCUUGCUGCUGCUUUUAGCUAAACAAGUUGGGAUUGCCCUAAUGAAUUGCAAAGGCUUUCAGGAGAUCCUGUCAUUUUUGUCCUGUCAGGAUUUCCAACCUUAAUCUAAGACACUUAACAUUCAGAACUCACCAUUUUUGGGGAUUCUGACCUACUUUUGUCAAUGAUUUUCCCUUCAAAUCUACCUAGGGACAGAAAUGUUACUCUGCUUUCUCCUAAUAACACCAAUGAAGAUGCUACUAGGUGCCUAAUCAAUGUAAAAUUAAGCCCAUUUUCUGUAAUAUAGAAAAAUUUGUUUUGUGAGUAUUUUUUUCUAACUACAUUCAUGAUUUUAUCUUCUCCAUGUUUUAUAACUAUGCUACUAUAUAUGUGUGUGUAUAUAUGGUAAGUCAUAGUGGUACAACUUGUGUAUAUGACUGACUUAAUUGUUAGGCCUUAAGUAGAAUGACUGUUUUCAGAAAACAGGGCUAGAAAGCAGAUGUGCUGGGAGUAGAUACUUUCUCCCGAACAUCAGUAUGAAAUGGAAUAAAUAGAAAGCGGUGUGUGUUGAGUAUCUGCCAUUGACAGGCACUCUACUAACUGUUUGACAUUUCAUUUCAUAGGGUCCCUGCCAGGGGUGUUCCUUUGGAGGGAGGAGAAGGGGGAAAGGCUUAAAGCACCUGCUGUGUCCCCACAUCACUCAGUCAGGUCAUCCAGUCCAGUGUCAGAAGGUAGAGAUCUUGCUUAUGUUGCUGGUACAAUUUUCCCCUUAAGUUUGCCUGCUUUGCCUCUCUAGAAUAUCUCUGCUAGCACACUUCCUAACACUUCUUUUAUAUUUGCUCUUCUCAAACUUCUUCCUGAAGGCUCCUUUGGUGUUUACAAUGCUUGUGCUUGUUAUCAUUCAGUUGCAAGUCAUACUUUGUGGCAGGUGUCAUUAUUUAUGUAAUAUGCUUUGGUCUCUACUUUUUUUAACAUAUAGGCUUCAAAUAGUCCUAGGAAAGUUUCAUAUGCAGAAUUUCGGUCUAUAAAAUUUAAAUAGCAAACUAUUUUAGAAAGGCCUUGGGGAGACAAUUCAUCUCUUCAGUUGCCUAGUGAAAUAUAAUCCUAGUGAAAUUCAGUUCUUAAGUUGCCUAGUGAACAGUAGUUAAGCAGGAUGUGGGUUUUGCCAUCAGUCCUGGGUAACUUUGUGGUCAGCUUUGGUUCCUCAGAAGUUCAGGCCUCCCUAGGUUGAUCAAGCCAUUAGAUCAGGCAGAGAAGUAACUACUAGCCCUAGUUUUUUUUUUUUUUUUUUUUUUUUGAUGGGUUAUAAAUAGAAUCAUAUAUUUGUCCUUUUGUGUCUGGCUUAUUUCACUGAGCAUAAUGUUUUCAAAUUUUAUCCAUGUUGUGGCAUGUAUCAGAAUUUCAUUCCCUUGCAAUGCUGAGUAAUAGUCCAUUGUAUGGAUAUACCACAUUUUGUUUAUCCCUUUAUCUGUUGAUGGACACAUGUGUCAUUUCCAUCUUUUGGCUGUUGUGACAAUUAACAUUCAUAUACAAGUAUUUGAGUCCUGUUUCAUUUCUUUGGAUAUAAGCAUAGAAAUAAAAUUUCCAGAUCACAUGCUAAUUCUAUGUUUAGCAUUUUGAGGAAGGAUCGGGUUUGAAUUGGAUUCAUUUAAAAGACUCAUAGAGCAAGUUGCAUGUCAUUUGGAAAUCACAGUUGUGGGGUUAGUGUUUUGUUACUAUUAUAUAAGUGAUCCAUUAGCCUCUUCAGUCAUGCCUUCUACUCUCACACCUAAAACAUUUGUUAAGCACCUGCUCUGUCCCAGGCCGCAUGUUGGAAUAGAGACUCGAGAGGGAAGCUCAUGCUUUGGUGUAGAUCACAGACAGUUUACAGUGCAUAAGUACUAAGAUAAAGGGGAGGCCCUUGGGGAAAGGAGUCAAGAAAUCUUUCACAGAAGAGAUGAUACCAGCUGAGCUGUGGUGGGGAAGUAGGAGCUUGCUAGUUGAAAAAGGGGUGAUGGAGAAUAGCAGAGUGCAUGUUGUGUACAAAGGCGCAGAAGGAUAAAAGUGUUGAGACAUUUACAAAGGAUGGGUUAGUACAUUGAAACGUAGGGUAUAUGGCAAAAGGUGGUGAUGGAGGAGUAAGCAAAGGGUAGAUCAGGAAAGACUAAGUCAUAUGAAAGAUUUGGGUUUUAUUCUGAAGAUAAUCUAGAGAUUUUUAAGGGUUUUUUGUUUUUGUAAAGAACUUAUGUAAAAUAUGUUGUAAAAGUCUAGGUAGGUCUGCAGAUCACAAUAGUCCCUGUUGAGAGGCUGCAUGAUGGUAGUUGUACUGUGGCAAAAGAGAUGGAAUACAUUCAGAAUGUAUGUGGGAGGAAGAAUCAGUAGGGCUUUUUGGCUGAAUCAGUAAAUGGAGGAAAAAAGAAAAAGAAAGGAAUGCACGAUGACACCUAGGUCUCUUGAGUUGGACACCCAGGUAAAUGAUCCCAUUGACUGAGAUGGCAAAUUGAAGAUGGGGAAGGGCUUGGAUUUGGUGGAGUCGGGGAGGCCAGGAAAAGCCAGAUGAAUGAGUUUAAGAUACCUGGGGAAUAUCUAAGUGGAAAUGUUGUUCUAAUUGGAGCUUAGGAAAAAAUUGGAGGUGGAGCUAGAUAGUUGGGAAUUUUCAGCACCUGCGAUGGUAAUUGAGGGCAUGAGACGUGGGGAGAUUACAGAAUAAAAAUGUCACUUGGGGCCAGGUGCAAGACAAGAGCUUGUGAAAGAGAGAAAGAGUGACCAAGAGCGAAGAGUAGGCAGCCAAAGAGUGAGGACUUAUGGAAGCCCGCCCAGAGUAGAAUUUCAGAAAGCCAAGGAGUUCUCUUGUGGUGCAGCAGGUUGAGGAUCCAGCGUUGUCACUGGGGCAACUUAGGUCGCUGCUGUGGCACAGGUUUGAUCCCUGGCCCAGGAACUUCCAUGUGCCAUGGGUGCAGCCAAAAAAAAGAAAGAAAGGAAGAAAGCCAGAUUUCAUACAAGAAUAAACAAAUCAACAAAUCAACUCAUGUCUUGAGGCAAUGAUAUUCCAGCUGUGUUCUGUUGAGAUUCUUUAAUAUUUGAUUCAUAAAUAUACUUUAACAUAAAACAAAAACCCAGCAAACUCAGAUGGGCAACUUAUAGGAUUUUAAAACAUUGGAAUUUAGCAAACAUCAGUACCAGGUUGUUUUUGUGCAGAUAGCAGAAUAAAGCCAUCUCUGCUAAAUGGAAGAGCAUCUUAAUAUUUCCAGGUGAGCUGUUAAAGAAGUGCUACCAUUUCUUUGUGUUAAUCAAGACAUUCUCAAUACUGUGCAGCUGAAACAAAAGACGGAAAUAGGGUCUGCAGACCAUCGUCUCUGUCUUCUAUGACCCAGUUUCAAAUGUUGUUUAUGAAAAUAACUUUACUUUUCGUAUGGACUUAUUAAAUGAAAUGUUACAUACCAUUCCUUCUGUUAAUAUAUUGGUUUUCCAUGUAGCUGUCAUUUCUAAAAGGUUGCUGGGGUGGGGGUCAUACUUUCCUGGUAGAAUUUGGCUUAUCCUCUUGCUGUGGUUCACCUCCCUCCCCUCAAAGGCAAGUUCUAGAGGUCUUAAGUGUAUUACGUGUAUCUUUUUAAAUGUGUUAUUUUGAUACUGAAUUCUUCACAAGGACCAGGUGAUAAUUUGUGUUUGCAUUGCCACAGAAAGUUCGAGCGUUAUUCUUUCUGUUAUCUUAAAUGAUCCUUACUCUUUUUUUUUUCAUAUUGAUUCAUAAACGGAUAACUGUAUGCAAAUUAUAACUGGUGGAAAUGAUCUCAAACAGGAACAAUAGCAACAAAAAUCCUCUUUGUAUUUGGUUUUAGGAUGCUGUAUGGUAUAUUUGAUUUUUCAUUUCUAGAUUAAGUUAAAAUUAGCUUGAAUUCCUUGAGUAGACACGACUUGCACUACUUGGGCAACAAAUUAGAGCAUGUUAGAUGUUCCAGGAAGAAAAGAGGAGCUACUGGUUUUCAAAUUUGGCUCCGAUAAUCCAUAAAAUUUGCAAAUCACUUGUGAAUUGUCCAAUAAACUAACUUUUAAACCA
Sus scrofa (pig) is the source of this 11874-nucleotide messenger RNA. The record is from RefSeq and is a predicted model, not a curated record. Lineage: Eukaryota; Metazoa; Chordata; Mammalia; Artiodactyla; Suidae.